Molecule: messenger RNA, 1873 nt
Organism: Xyrauchen texanus (razorback sucker)
Lineage: Eukaryota; Metazoa; Chordata; Actinopteri; Cypriniformes; Catostomidae
Product: ubiquinone biosynthesis protein COQ9-B, mitochondrial-like
Exons: 9
Coding region: 102-1094 (330 amino acids)
Biological process (GO): ubiquinone biosynthetic process
Cellular component (GO): mitochondrial inner membrane
Molecular function (GO): lipid binding
Source: RefSeq, a predicted model, not a curated record
GUUACGGUGUCAUGCAAUAAUCUGCUUUAACUUGUUUAUUGGGUAACACUUUAGAAUACGGUUCCUUCGUUUAUUGCAGCGCUUGUCCGCUGUUGGUGGUAAUGGCGGCGCUGAUAAGAGGACUGAGAGCUGGAAGAGUCUUGCGGGGUAUUUGUAGUGUUGCAGUUCAAGCCAAACUCAGUCCCCAGUGUAACAAUGUGAGGCGUGGAUUCCAUCGUGCCACCCUGUUACGGGUUGCUGAUGACCGGAAAAGUGACACAUCUGUACCACCUCCAUCCCACCAUGAGGUCCACACAGCUGGAGAGAGCUCAUCCACUUCUGCACAAGGAGAAUCAGCUGAUGCAGCUGCUGGGCAGGGCGACGCACAGCCAAACACCAGUUAUCAAGACCAGAGUGGUGAACACAGUGAGGACUAUGAGACAGAGGAGCAGCUCCAAACUCGGAUCCUGACGGCAGCACUGGAGUUUGUUCCACAGCAUGGCUGGACUGUGGAGGCCAUUGCAGCUGCAGCAGAGACUCUUGGCCUGUCAGCAGCCUCCACUGGGAUGUUCAACAAUGGAGCCGGAGACUUGGUCUUACAUUUCAUUUCGCAGUGUAACGCGCAUCUAACAGAGACACUCGCAGAGCAACAUAACCAAGUGCAACUUGGCCACACAGAGCCAAAGGAAACGGCACAAUUUCUGAGAGACGUGGUGGAGAUGAGAUUGCGGAUGUUGACUCCUUACAUUGACACAUGGCCUCAGGCUAUGAGCAUCCUUCUCCUACCCCACAACAUCCCUGACAGCCUGAAGCACCUAUCAACAAUGGUGGAUGACAUCUGGUACUAUGCAGGCGAUCGCUCAACAGACCUGAACUGGUACACCCGGCGGGCGGCACUGACCGGGAUCUAUAACACCACAGAGCUGGUGAUGGUGCAGGACUCAUCUCCUGACUUUGAGGACACCUGGGCCUUUCUCAAUAACCGUAUAAAAGAUGUAGUUAACAUAGCUAAUACUGCUAAACAGGUGCAAGCCACAGGAGAAGCUCUGGUUCAAGGAUUUAUGGGAGCUGCAAUUACGCUGAAGAACCUAACAGGGAUGGACCAGAGACGAUGAAUCCAUUUCUGUCUCUGCUCCUGUCUUGCGUCUCAUCUACUACUCAUUGACCCCCUUAGCCAAGCAGCACAAAUGUCUGACACCUCACUCAACAGCUCUAGAUCAAUAAAACUGAAUGAAAUGAUCACAAUGGCAGAGGUUGUGUUCAAAUGCAUGGUUUAUUAUCACGGUAACACUUAACAACAAGGUUCCACUGGUUAACAUAAUUUAAUGCAUUAGGUAUCAUGAACUAACAAUGAACAAUAUUUUUUUUUCAGCAUUUAUUAAUCUUUUUUAAUGUUAGUUAAUAGAAGUACAAUUGUUCAUUGUUAGUUCAUGGUGUAUUAACUAAUGUUAACAUACACAAACUUUGAUUUGAAAAAUGUUUUAGUAUAUGGUGAAAUGGAUUAUUAAAUGGGUCAGCUGGGCCAUAACUAACUCCUCUGUCCAUUUUAUAAGCAGAUUCCCAUGAGUAAUAAUAGUUUCUGUUGAAAGGUCAUUAGUUACUAGGAGUUAUUUCUACUUUAAUAAAACCAUGAUCCCUUACUAAAAAGUGCUGUGCAGGUACCAUGAUACAGUGAUUGUGUCAGAUGUUAACACUACAGUGCUUUUAUAUAUAUAUAUAUAUAUCACUAAUUUAACCUGGUUACUAUAUUCAUGUAACAUGGUAUUUAUAUUGUUCUCCAAAUUUCUUUAAACAGUACUAUGGUACUACUAUGGUACCAUGUCCAAAUAUGUUUUUUGGUAGUGGUAGUAGCCACUAUUUUAAUUAACCAAUUAAUAAAUAAAAUAAAAACAAA